Messenger RNA from Oenanthe melanoleuca, 914 nucleotides. RefSeq names its product phenylethanolamine N-methyltransferase (gene PNMT). The transcript has 3 exons. Gene Ontology annotation, molecular function: phenylethanolamine N-methyltransferase activity. The record is from RefSeq and is a predicted model, not a curated record. The coding region runs from base 1 to 798 and encodes 265 amino acids. NCBI's taxonomy places the organism in Eukaryota, Metazoa, Chordata, Aves, Passeriformes, Muscicapidae. Gene Ontology annotation, cellular component: cytosol.
AUGAGCAGCCCGGCCGCGCUCCGCGAGGGCUACGAGCACUUCGACCCCCGCGCGUACCUGCGCAACAAUUACCUCCCGCCCCGCGCCGACUUCUCCUCCGAGGAGUUCGUGGUGCCCUGGAAGCUGCGAUGCCUGGCCGAGACCUUCGCCAGCGGUGAGAUCCGCGGGCGCACCUUGAUCGAUGUGGGCUCGGGUCCCACCAUCUACCAACUGCUGAGCGCCUGCGACCACUUCGAGGAGAUCGUGGCCACCGAUUACCUGGCGGUGAACCGGGAGGAGCUGGGCCGGUGGGCGCGGGGCGAGCCCGGAGCCUUCGACUGGAGCCCCUUCAUCCAGCACGUCUGCAAGAUCGAGGGGCGCGGGGAACCGUGGCAGGACAAGGAGCGGCGCCUCCGCCAGCGCCUCCGGCGGAUCCUUCCCAUCGACGUGCACCGCCCGGAGCCCCUGGGGGCCCCGCUGCGCCCCCCGGCCGACGCUCUGCUCUCCGCCUUCUGCCUGGAAGCCGUGAGCCCCGACCGCGCCGCUUUCGUGCGAGCGCUGGCCCACGUGGGCAACCUGCUGCGGCCGGGGGGCCACGCUCUGCUGCUGGGAGCCCUGGGCGAGUCGUUCUACCUGGCGGGCGCCGCUCGCCUGCCCGUGGUGCCGCUGCGGGAGCCGGACGUGCGGGAGGCGCUGGCGGCCGCGGGGUUCGCGCUGCGGGAGCUGCGCAGUUACGCGAUGCCCCCCGCGCUCCGCACCGGCGUGGACGAUGUGGAUGGCGUGUUCUUCGCCCACGCGCAGAAACCGAUGGAAGGUUGAAGGGGAAUCCCACCCCCGCCCGCCCCGCGGAAAUUUUUUGGGAAUCUCCACCCCCUAAAAAAGUUGGGUGAGGUGGAGUUGCCUCCGGCUCUUUGGUGUUUUGGGGGGUGGUGAUA